Anopheles darlingi is the source of this 6772-nucleotide messenger RNA. It is a transcript of the gene Taf3, whose product is annotated as nascent polypeptide-associated complex subunit alpha, muscle-specific form. Lineage: Eukaryota; Metazoa; Arthropoda; Insecta; Diptera; Culicidae. The transcript is spliced from 2 exons. Gene Ontology annotation, molecular function: protein heterodimerization activity. The record is from RefSeq and is a predicted model, not a curated record. Gene Ontology annotation, cellular component: transcription factor TFIID complex. The coding region runs from base 792 to 5633 and encodes 1613 amino acids.
UCCAUUUUCUAGGAGGGAAAAUUUGCGUGUGCUUUUAGAUUAAUUUUCUCUCCGAAUAUGUGGUUAAGAAAAGGGUCAGAUAUUGUGGUUACACCAAUCCGAAAUUAGUGAAAGAAUGGUUUCCAUCCCCUGCAGCGGAUUGCACAUCCGCUUGGCCCACAUACAAUUCUGAACGGCGGACUUUCAUGGCCAGCUUAGACCUGGUCAUCGCUGCUCCUGAAGUCACUCUCGGGGGUGCCUACGCGGCUUGGCCGCACUUACAGCGGCGAUUUCCGGGAAUUUUUAACACAUCCUCACUUAAAAUCCAGCGUAGCCAAAGUGACCCACCUAAUGUGCGUACGAUGUGUUUGAAAGUGUCCAAUAAAAACUGCUUUGCUUUUAGCUUUUACGUUUGCUUCGUCGUUUGCCGCGUUCCGUGCCUCCGUUCCCUGGCCUACCUGGCAAAUUCCUUGGGUUGGCCGAGAAGAGUGUAACUAAGUUGCCAGUCUGCAAACAGGAUUCCAUGUCCUCUCAACCCCAACGACGGCCAUCUUAGAACACAGCAAGUAACUAUCCCGUUAACCUGUUAUCAGAUCCAUCGACGGUCAAGCUGAUAAAUAACGGGCCGGCAGACGCAGGAGUCCAACACGCUACAAGAGUCGUCCCAUAAACCCAAUCAGCACCCAAUGGAAAAAAGGCAAAAUUGAAUACGAGUUUGGUAUCCUCAUUUCAUUACAAUUAGGUAACGAACGCUUUUUUCUUGGUACUGAAUCUAUUUCAUUUUAUUCCAAACCAAGAAAAGAACAACAAUCAUGUCAGACGCAUACGCGAUGCACGUGCUGAAGAUCGCGGUGGCCCAGAUCUGCCAGACGAUCGGCUGGCACUCGACGCACACCACGACCAUGGAGCUGCUGGUUGACGUUACGCAGCACUUUUUGCGCGAGAUAUCGCGUAUCAUGCACCGGUACAGCGAACUGUACAACCGCACCGAGCCGAACCUGGAUGAUCUAGCCCUCGCAUACCGGGACAUUGGCAUCAAUCUGCCAGAGAUGCUCGAAUACAUCGAGUUUGUCGAUCCGAUCCCGCUGUCACUGGACGUACCGCGCUUUCCGGUGCCCAAGGAAACGAACUUAUGCUUUCUGAAGCCGGGAAGCAAGGAAGUGUUGACGCGACCGAUGCACAUACCCGAGUACCUACCACCCAUGCUGAUCGAAGCACCGACCAGCGAAUCCGGCGACCUCGGAGAGGAGGGCACGGAACACGGCACCGAUGAUGGUACGGGAGGCAUCGAAGCGGACGCGAAUGGUAUGAUAAAAAGUGUGGUCGCUUUGGUGUCUACCAGCGGCAGCGGGGCUACUACUACGGCGUUGCCAGCAUCAAUCGAAGAUGGGUCGCUGCUGCCGGAGUCAAUCGUAAACGAGGAAAUCGAAAUCCCAAUGGAAACGCUGGAAGCCAAGAAACCAAAGCAGGAGCCUCUGGCGGCCGAAUCACUCGACGCAGAGGCUACCUCCGCAGCGGCUCCAAUUACGUCCGAUACUUCCGGACUGGCAACAGUGGCACAAAUGCCCGCUCCACCGCCGCCAGCAUCGGUAUUCGGGGCUACAACGGCAGCCCGGCCACCAACCGCUAGUGAAGAAGGAAGCACGAGCGAGGCAGCGGCGGACCACAAAGCAAGCGCAACGAAUAAGCCAAAUCAAUCCACGGUGGCACCGAUGGAGGAUGGUGGCGAGGGGCGGCCAACGCGCGAAAUCAGCAGUGUUAUGAUGACGACGUCUGGUUUCAUUUCACCAGCGCGCGAAGGUAAACUACCUGACACGCGUAUUCCUCUGAUACCGGAAGAUCGGCCUCCAAAACCAACGAUACCGCAGCAUCAGCAGUCACCACUCGCGGCUGGCGGAACCGCUGGACAAUCGCCGGCAUCGACAGCAGCGGCAGUGGGUGGCGGUAGCGGCACAGGAAACAGUACGCCACUGCCAGGGGCCGCGAAAGCGGACGCUUCGCCAGCCCAGCUACUGCUAGCAGGCACGAAUAGCAAGCCGCCGCUCGCCGAAAAUGAUUCUAACACGCCAUCUGCACAUUCCUUACCGUUGGAUCAGCCCUCGGGGAAGAAGACCCGCAAGAAAACGCUCGACAAGCAGAGGAAAAAAUCCUCGAAAAAGGGGCACACUGGUCUGCAGUCUCCGUUUCAGUCUACUACUACCGGUGCGCAACAUAAACAAAGCCGGAUCUCCGAUGACAGCACCAACGUGAUCGUACUUGAUCGGUCUAGUCGAGAUGCCGAGCACAGCAUCGGCCCAACUCCAGCGGGCACGAACGUUACCGAAGUGGGAAUGGGUCCCUGCGCCCCGUUGCCAACUGUGGCAACUAAGCCCACCCCGAUGACAACGGCUCGAUCCAGUAAAGCUAACAAAGAGAGCAUUAGAGGCGGGAUAAAGAAGCGGAAACCAUCGAAAGAAUCAGAUGGAGUAAUUCGCAAAGCAAGCAACACGAAGAGCGCUCGUCAUCAGUUGGAACUAUUGGGUGCCCAUCCUACAUUUGCAAGUGACCAGUCGAAGGAUAAAGUGUCGAAGCGUCGUGCCAAGAUGUCGAAGAAAGUGUUUUUAGCGCGUAGCCAAAGUAAUCCACCAGGCCAGGGCGGUUCGGAUGGACCGCCGCCUGAGUCCGCACCACCGUUAAUUCGUCCGGUCGGCUUCAGUACGGAACCAACGACCCGUUACGUGGAUGUGGAAGAUCUGUACAAGGAGCAGCGUGGCUACAUGAGCGGGCACUUUCCUGUCGAGGGUGCUCCCCCAACAAUGUUUCCACCGAAACCUGAUCCGGGCGUUGGCAGCAAUGAGCCGCUGAGUGGUGAGUCAACCGUCCCUGGCAGGAGCGAAUCCGCGGCGGAGCAGCAGGCUAAACAGCUCAGUAUGCUGCAGCUGCUACAUCCCAGCCUGGAGAUUACACCCUCGCCGUCGUCCGUAACCUCGCUGAAGCCCGGGUCUGAUAUGGCUCCGGCCGCGCCCCGAAAGACCAUCAAAGCUAAACGUACGCAUACGCAGUCGUUGGUGGCGCGUGAUACGCCCGAUCGCGAUGUCAUUGUUAUCGAUGAUGAGCAAUCUCCACCGCAUCAGCAGCAACAGCCUACUCCGCUAAUAUCGCACUCUUUCGCAGGUGCCACCGGUGGUGGUGGUAAGAAGCAGCGGAAGCAGCAGCAGCAGCAGCAACAGCAACAAGCGCCAGUCGGAUUCAUCGAGCAAAGUGUAGAACAAUCCGGAGGGCUCGGCAGCCUUCCUUCGCCAGGCGCCAAUCGUAAUCCGUUUGCGGAGCUAAGUGCCGGACCGCCGGCCCAACAGAAGAAACCGAAGCGUACCAAGCAGCAGAAACUGCCGAAAGGAGGAGGGAUAACAGGUGAAGGAAAACGGUCCAAGGGGCUCGCUUCUGGUUCACCACCAGUGUCGCCUUCGUUCCGAUCCGGUUCACCUUCGGCCGAUCCAGCAUCGGCAUCGGCGAACGUGAUGGGUGAUCCGGUUGGGCACUAUACACGAGAUGAUCCGACAUUACCGCCGAUGCAGCCGAUGAGCAUGCCGUACUCCGACAGUGCAUCGCCUGCCCGAAGCCCACGUAAUCCGAAUCCAUUCGCGUUCUAUACGGGGAUGCCCCGCUUCCCGGACCCAGCAUUCCUGUAUGGUAGGUUCCUGAACCCCACUGAAGUGCCACCGGCGCUUCGGCCUCCGAUUCCGUUCGGCUUUGGCAUGCUGCCGUCUGGGCCCGGAUUAAUUCCGGAGCACGGCAUGUUCCCUUCGCCACUCACCCAGCUAGCGACGGGGGGGCGCGGGUACCCACUGCCGACCAAUCCGUUUAGUUUCCCCUCGAUGGAUAGGUUGAAUGAGUUGAAUCUGCUGCGUCGCCCACCGGUUGGUAGCGCAUCGGGUACAGCUGGUCUGGGUAGCGGUCCUGGUGGUGCUAGUCUGGCGAGUCAUGGAAGCCACGGUAACCUGAUGAAGCCUGACCGAUUUGAUGAUACACUCGAUCCGGAGACAUUACUCGCCCAGACACCGCUCGAUCUGCAGAAAUCCACUUGCAACGUAGCGCCGCUGAUGCCACCGUCGCUGCAGUUGUUCCCAUCGGUCGAAGAAGCGCCGGAAACAUCCGGUUCCAAGUCCAAGGCUCAAUUGAUGGACAACAAAGCGGAAGCAUUGACCAGCACUAGCACUGCUGCUACCAGUGGUCCACUGGAGCAACAAAGCGCCUUGUCGGAAGGUGUAAAAAAUGUUCCGAUGGAAACGGUUUCGUCACGCGGCCGGAAGGACUCGGACCAGGUCGUCAUUCUACCAGCGGCUAGUGUUUUACCAGGUGCUAGCCCGCCCCAACGUUCCCAGAUGCUCGUUAUCGACAUUGACGACUCGGAUGGUAGCCAGUCGACUACGGCGACCGGUGCCGGCAAGGACAGUGAUGGCAAGGAGGGUAAACGCAAAUCGAAGGAGCACAAGAAGGAUCGCAAGGUUAAGGGUGAGCUGGGCGGUUCGGCGAAGCUGAAGAAAAAGAAGGACAAAAAGGACAAGAACAAGAGCAAGGAGCGGGAACGUGAGCAGUUACAGGAGCUGACCGCUGGUACAGCCUCGUCCUCCGGCAUGAUGACGAUGGGCAUGAUCGGUGCGGAGGAGGCCCUGCUCGUACAGCUGCGCAAGGAGCGCAAGGAAAAGAAGGAGAAGCGCAAGGACAAGGGAAAGAAGGAGAAACGCAAGGAUCGCGAACGGCUGACUGGUGAGGGCGCUGGACAAGGGGUCGGUUCACUGGCAGGCAGCUCCGACAUUCCGGCAUCGACCGAUCAUUCCCCAUCGUGCUCGGUACCGAAACUGAUGCUUAAGCUGAGCGGAUCUAACGCAACGCCGUCACCAAGGUCAGACACUCCGGAGAAGGCGCAAGGCGCAGAAAUGGGCCACCUAUCGGCGCUAACUGUUGCGACGGGCGACGGCACCAAUCGGGGCGGUUCGCCGGAACUCGCCCGUAUCUCGGCUCUGGUCACGCGGCCGCCCAAGCUUAAACCGACCGGAACCGGUACCGGUGCAGGUGGCAAGGGGGGAAAGGAAGAAUCACCGGUGAAGGGUGCGAGCGAUGACGUCGAUGGAAAAACAGACGUAGAUGAGCUGAUCCCUGGAGCGGGAAGCUCGAAGCAAAUCGGAGGCGCUUCCGUUGGCAGUGGCACAUCUCCCGCUGGCAAUAUCAGUUCCACAGUAGUUGGCUCAGCUCGUGCCAAGGGCAGUGGCAUCGAAUCGUUGAUCCCUUUAUCGGGAGAAGGGUCCAGGAAGUCAGCUAAAGACGGUAAGAGCGAUCGCAAGGGGGGAGCAGCGCACAGCGGUAUUCCAGUGACAGCAGCGCCACUAUCAUCCGGUGGCUCAUGCCAGCCCGCUGCUCCCGCGCAGAUGACCGACGUCGAUGGGAACACGGUUUGGAUCUGCCCGGCAUGCGGUCGCGUCGAUGACGGUACACCUAUGAUUGGGUGCGAUGGCUGCGACGCUUGGUAUCACUGGAUUUGUGUGGGUAUCGAGGUGGCGCCGGACGAGAACGAGGACUGGUACUGCCGCGUGUGCAUUGGUCGAAAGCAGGAUGCUUUGAAGGACGAGAAGCAACGCAAGCGUAAAAAGAAGGACAAGAAUAAGGCCAAGGACUAAUGCCGGAUAUUACUGAAUGUACAUUCCGUCUUAUGUCUUAUGUCCAAGGAAGAAGAUAAGUACCGUAAAACAGACGAAAAGCUCGUAGUUUUACAAUUCCUUGAAUAUCUCAAUCUUCUUAAUUACUAACAAACAAAUAACUAUAGUAAUUAACAUGUUUAGACAAAAUCAUUAUUGUGAUUAAUAUGUUUAGAGCAGAUACAUGUUCGUCAUGUAGGUAAAACUCUGGUCUGCUGAAUGCGAGUGUAUGGUUAGAGAUAAUUUUGAGUCGUUCAUUUCAUACAAUUCUCCGAAAGCAUUUCUUUACCGUUGUUUGAUUACGAAUACCAUUUUCAUUAAACGCUUUCCGGAAAUGUUUCUUGGCAGAGUUAGGGCUACGCAAAGCAACUCAUUUUUUUUAAACGGUAACAUCGUUACAAUCAAAUUCUUGUGUACCUAGAAAAUAAUAUCUGUAACAUAUUUAUCAAUAAAUGUUCACAUCGAACAAAUAACUAUUGUAAUUAAUAUGUUUAGACAAAAUCAAUAUUGUAAUUAAUAUGUUUAGAGUAGAUACAUGUUUAUCAUGUAGGUAAAACUCUGGUCUGCUGAAUGCGAGUGUAUGUUUAGAGAUAAUUUUGAGUCGUUCAUUUCAUACAAUUCUCCGAAAGCAUUUCUUUACCGUUGUUUGAUUACGGAUACCAUUUUCAUUAAACGCUUUCCGGAAAUGUUUCUUGGCAGAGUUAGGGCUUCGCAAAGCAACUCGUUUUUUUUAAUGUUAACAUCGUUGCAAUCACAUUCUUCUCGUGAACCUAGAAAAUAAUAUCUGUAACAUAUUUAUCAAUAAAUGUUCACAUCGAACAAAUAACUAUUGUAAUUAAUAUGUUUAGACAAAAUCAAUAUUGUAAUUAAUAUGUUUAGAGUAGAUACAUGUUUAUCAUGUAGGUAAAACUCUGGUCUGCUGAAUGCGAGUGUAUGUUUAGAGAUAAUUUUGAGUCGUUCAUUUCAUACAAUUCUCCGAAAGCAUUUCUUUACCGUUGUUUGAUUACAGAUACGAUUUUCAUCAAACGCUUUCCGGAAAUGUUUCUUGGCAGAGUUAGGGCUACGCAAAGCAACUCAUUUUUUUUAAAUGUUACAAUGUUACAAUCAAAUUCUUCUAGUGA